Durotheca rogersii is the source of this 3830-nucleotide messenger RNA. Its product is annotated as glycosyltransferase family 2 protein. Gene Ontology annotation, cellular component: cell periphery; cell septum. The coding region runs from base 625 to 3369 and encodes 914 amino acids. The record is from RefSeq and is a predicted model, not a curated record. The transcript has 3 exons. NCBI's taxonomy places the organism in Eukaryota, Fungi, Ascomycota, Sordariomycetes, Xylariales, Xylariaceae. Gene Ontology annotation, molecular function: chitin synthase activity.
CGUCCAGGCUUUCCUCCCUCUCCGCCCCCUGCAGGUCUCCUUUUGACUGCUUUUCCUGCUGCUCAGUGACCUCUCAUAAAACCGUAUGGGGUGUUUUCCGACGCUGAUCCCAUCCCCAUCCCCAACCUGAAAAAGAAAAAAAUACGAACCGUUGUCUUCUCUCCUAUCAACCAACCCUCCCUCUUCCCAUCUUCCCCCCCCCAUAAAUCUGGGAAACAAACACCGAUACACAAUAUCAUAUCAUCGUCACCCAUCCAUCGCACCCGUCUUCCCUAAUGCCUGGGAGCACCGGGUGAUUGAUCGAUCCAUCAAGACGCCGUCCUCUCUUUCCCUCCCUCUCGCUCUUCGUCGUCACCAGCUGUAUAGCUAACUUCAGGCCCCCCCCCCCCGCGAAGACACGCUGUCUGUUUUUGCUGUCCUUCUUUGUCCUCCCGCGAAGGUCAACCUUAACCCUCGCGCGGUCCCUGCAUCACCUCGUCUGUGUUCGGCCUAACGCUGCGUGGUGACUCGGAUCGUCGCCACGAGCUUCGUAACGCGCGUUGCAACCCAGACAGAGACGGCAACUGCAUCGGUCAGCGUCAUCGCUCCCCUUUCCGACGACGGCUACGCUAGCCGACCGUAAACAUGGCUUAUAACGGCGGCGGCGGCGGCGGCAACGAAUACGACGGGCAUAGACUUCAGGACAUGCCCGCUGGCAGCACGUACCAUCUCCCCCCGCAAGACCAAGACGAGGAUGAAUCCCAGCGUCACCUCCUCGGACAGACCCCGGGCCAUCACUACGAGCAAGACCGGUUGGGCACCGGCACUCCUCCCGCCCGUCCCGUUUCGGCCUACAGUCUUACCGAAUCAUAUGCCACCACCGCCCCUCCCGUCACCCAAUCCCCUGCGCCGCAGUAUGGUGGCAGCGAGUACGCGAGCGGUGCUUUCACGGGACACCAGCUAGAGGACACCGGCUUUGGCUAUGGCAGGCCGGCGUCUACCGUCGAUAGCGACGAUAGCUGGAUACGCCGACAACAGCCCGGCGGCGGCGGCGGCGGCUUGAAACGUUACGCCACCCGCAAGGUGAAGCUGGUCCAGGGCUCCGUUCUCAGCGUUGAUUAUCCCGUACCCAGUGCCAUCAAGAAUGCCGUGCAGACCAAAUACCGUGAUACCGAGGGCGGCAGCGGAGAGUUCCUCAACAUGCGGUACACCGCCGCCACCUGCGAUCCUAACGACUUCACCCUGAAGAAUGGUUACGAUCUACGGCCCAGGACAUACAACCGACACACCGAACUGCUCAUCGCCAUUACGUAUUACAAUGAAGACAAGCAGCUGUUCGCCCGAACGCUGCACGGUGUCAUGCAGAACAUCCGUGACAUCGUGAACCUGAAGAAGUCCACCUUCUGGAACAAGGGCGGCCCCGCCUGGCAGAAGAUCGUGGUCUGCUUCGUCUUCGACGGGAUCGACAAGGCCGACAAGGAGACCCUCGACGUCCUCGCCACCAUCGGCGUCUUCCAGGAUGGCAUCAUCAAGAAGGAGGUCAACGGCAAGGAGACGGUCGCCCAUGUCUUCGAGUACACCACCCAGCUGUCCGUCACCGCCAACCAACAGCUCAUCCGCCCGAUUGACGACAGCCCCCAGACCCUGCCGCCCGUGCAGAUGAUCUUCUGCCUGAAGCAGAAGAACAGCAAGAAGAUCAACUCCCAUCGUUGGCUGUUCAACGCCUUUGGCCGCAUCCUGAACCCCGAAGUGUGCAUCCUGCUCGACGCCGGUACCAAGCCCGGUUCCAAGUCGCUCCUCGCGCUCUGGGAGGGCUUCUACAACGAUAAGGAUCUCGGUGGCGCUUGCGGUGAGAUCCACGCCAUGUUGGGCAAGGGCGGCAAGAAGCUCUUGAAUCCCCUCGUCGCUGUCCAGAACUUCGAGUACAAGAUCUCGAACAUCCUGGACAAGCCGCUCGAGAGUUCGUUCGGCUACGUCUCCGUGUUGCCCGGUGCUUUCUCGGCCUAUCGAUUCCGAGCCAUCAUGGGCCGGCCGCUGGAGCAGUACUUCCACGGUGACCACACCUUGUCCAAGAUCCUGGGCAAGAAGGGUAUCGAGGGCAUGAACAUCUUCAAGAAGAACAUGUUCUUGGCCGAGGAUCGUAUCCUGUGUUUCGAGCUCGUCGCCAAGGCCGGCUCCAAGUGGCAUCUGACGUAUAUCAAGGCCGCCAAGGGCGAGACCGACGUGCCCGAGGGCGCGCCUGAGUUCAUCAGCCAACGGCGACGUUGGCUCAACGGCUCGUUCGCCGCCUCGCUCUACUCGCUGAUGCACUUCGGCCGCAUGUACAAGAGCGGUCACAACAUCAUCCGCAUGUUCUUCUUCCACAUCCAGCUCCUCUACAACGUCGUCAACGUCUUGUUCACCUGGUUCAGCUUGGCAUCGUACUAUCUCACGACCACCGUCAUCAUGGAUCUCGUCGGCACGCCUACCGCCGGCGGUCCUAAUAGCGCCGAGCGGCACGGCUGGCCCUUCGGCGACACGGCCACGCCCAUCGUCAACAUCGUCCUCCAGUACCUGUACCUCGCCUUCCUCAUCCUGCAGUUCGUCCUCGCCCUCGGUAACCGUCCUAAGGGUACCAAGUGGCAGUACGUGACGUCAUUCUGCGUGUUCGGAUUCAUCCAGCUCUACAUCCUCAUCCUGUCCGGUUACCUCGUCGUGUCGGCCUUCCAGCCAGAGAACCUCAACUCGGGUCAGAGCGCGGGCGACGCGCUCAAGGAGAUGUUCACGGGGCAGUCAGAGGUGGCGAUCAUCAUCCUGGCGCUGCUCGCGACGUUCGGUCUGUACUACAUCGCCUCAUUCAUGUAUCUGGACCCGUGGCACAUGUUCCACUCGUUCCCGUCUUACAUGAUACUCAUGUCGACGUACAUCAACGUGCUGAUGGUGUACGCGUUCAACAACUGGCACGACGUGUCGUGGGGUACCAAAGGUUCGGACAAGGCCGACGCGAUCCCCAAGGCCCAGGUCAUCAAGGACGAGAAGGGCGAGGCCGCCAUCGAGGAGGUCGACAAGCCGCAGGAGGAUAUCGACAGCCAGUUCGAGCAGACGGUCAAGCGCGCCCUCGCUCCCUUCAAGCCGGAACCCGAGGCCGACGAGAAGGACCUCGAGGACUCGUACAAGUCUUUCCGUACCUCGCUGGUCAUCGCUUGGCUGUUCUCCAACUGUGCCCUCAUCGUCGGUGUCACUAGUGAUGAGCUUGCAACGUUUGGUAUCGGCGGCACGACCACGGACCGAACGGCGCAGUUCUUCAAGUUCCUGCUAAUCUGCACGGCCUGCCUCUCCCUGAUCCGUUUUAUCGGAUGCUGCUGGUUCCUCGGCCGGACGGGCAUCAUGUGCUGCUUCGCCAGGCGGUAAAGGACGUUAUGGCGACGGCGUAAUUGGGAUAUCGAGAUUUAUACCCGUGUGUCAUGUUUACCAAUGUGGCUCAUCUCUCUAGGACCUGGCGUCAAACACAUACUUGUUUCUACAGCUGGAUAGACAGAUGGACGGAGAGCGGGAAGGGCUGGGGGUGGGAGGGGAAGGAAGGCGGAGGGACAACUUGGUUUGCGAGAUAGGGAGACGGAACCCAGAAAAGUUACAGUUGCGGCCGCGCCGUUGUCCUUUGAACAAUAUCUCGUUGUGGCAUUACUUUCGGCGUUGUUGCCUUCUUCUCCUUAUACACUCAUAAUGUCUCCCGACUGGAUAUCAGUGCCGACUUGUUAGGAUGUUGCAGUUGCUGUUAAUGUUGCUAUUGCUCCGUACCGAAUGUUCGUCCCUGGUUCCGUCUCUCCCAUGUAUACAGAUAACCUACAAUAUAAGAAGAACAUUUAUAUAUA